AUGAAAGAUCUCGAAAGAAUGUUGAAGGACAAAUUCGUUCAUUUUUACCCAAACUCAGAGAGAAGGAAUUAUAGGCUCCGCAAAGAAUGCAUCGCUGAAGGAUCAGCAGGAACAAUAUUUCUAGGCACCAUUCCCAAUAUUUUUCGAGAAGCAGCGAUAAAAAUCAUUCCUAAACAGAAAAAUUGUAAUGUUAGCAAUGAAGCAGAAAUUCUAAAGCGUUUGGACCACCCAAAUAUAAUCAAGCUUUAUGAGGUCUCUGAAGAUUUCAGAAACAUUUAUUUAGCCUUAGAAUACUGCCCUGAGGGCGACCUUUAUAACAGGCUUCUUGAGGGAGCAAUAAUGGAAAAAGACUGUGCGCAAUUAUUUAAACAAAUGGUGUCGGCAAUUAGUUAUAUCCAUGGCCAAAAUAUUGUCCAUAGAGAUGUUAAACCUGAAAAUUUCUUAUUGUCCAGUAUCAGCAAUAAUGCUAUUAUUAAAUUGGUUGAUUUUGGAAUAGCUUCAGAUUAUUACAAUAAAAAUGUUCUAACUUAUAAAAUGACUCAAAUAAAUUUUUUUUCGACUUAAAUUAAAUUGCGGUUUUCGUCCAUCAUCUGGACCAACUUUAAAUCACAAGUUUUUCGAAUUAAUACCUUUAAUGAUAUUAAUUAUGCUAUUCUCUUUUAUAAUGCAAUUGCAUUAAUUUAAUUGAAUUUUAUUAGAAAGAAGAUCUUAAUUGUUAUAAAUAAACUUUAACUGAAUCGUUUCAAUGCAUUUAUAUCAAUAGCGAGUAAGUGCAAAAGUCGGAAGUUCUUAUUAUAUGGCCCCUGAAGUAUUGCAAGGGAGCUAUAAUGAAAAAUGCGAUGAGUGAAGCCUAGGAGUAGUACUUUAUAUGAUGCUAUCUGGAAAUCCUCCUUAUAUAGGCAACUCUGAAGAUGAGAUGCUUAAUACAAUCCUUAACUUUAGUCCAAGCUUUGAAGAAGAGGAAUGAAGCUUGGUUAGUGACUCACUCCCCCUCCCCCUCCGUGAGUGAACAAAACCAUUAGAAAAAAUCACCAUUUUUUGCCCAAAAACCCCACCCUCCGUGAGUGAACAAAAAUUUUUUUAAUACAAAAAUUUUUUAUGGAAAAAAUUUUUGAUAUAUAAAUGAUAAUUAGUAUAAUAAAAUCUAGAGCUAAUUCUAUUUAAUUUUAAACGAAUUGCUCUUUAAAACAUAAAUUUUAUAAAUUAAAUUAAUAUUUGCCUUCCAAUUUUUGCGAAUUAGGAUUUUUUUAAAUUUAGAAAAAAAAAUAUUUUUUAUAAAAUUUAUAUAUAAAUUUUUUUAAAAAAAAAAUUAACCCCCCUCCGUGAGUGAACAAAAAUUUUUUUUGUUCACUCACGGAGGGGGGGGGAGUCAGCAAAAGAUUUAGUAAGAAAAUUACUAACUAUCAGCCCAAGUGAUAGAAUUUCAGCAAAAGAAGCCUUAAAUCAUCCUUGGCUUGUGGAUGUUAAAAUAGGAUCACAAAAGGUUUAUAAUUAUGAUCCUUUCUUGGUAAAAAACUACCAAGGGUUAAACAAUUUUGAGAAGUAUGUUUUGAAUUAUUUGAGUUUUCUCAGUUCUGAUAUUGAAAUUAAAGAUCAAAUUGAACAGUUUAUAAAUAGUGAGCAUCAAAUAAAGCAAAGGGCUGAACAUGCUGAGUCUUCUCCUCAUUUUGAGGAUUUUAAUUUGUCGUUUAUCGAAUUUAUUGCAAUUUCAGUCGAUAAACAUAUUGUGACAACUCAGGAAAAAUUGCAUGAAGUAUUUAACUAUAUUGAUAGAAGUAAAAAGGGGAAAAUUGCCUUAUUAGAUAUAAUUGAGGCAAUUGAUAGGAACAUAGCCCAUGAUGAUUUUAUUGAAGGAUUAGAAUCAGAUGGGAUGGAUUUUCAACAAUUUGCGUGCUUUGUUGAAAAUAUUUUUUCCAAAUAA
Messenger RNA from Blepharisma stoltei, 1921 nucleotides. The record is from the annotation of a GenBank genome assembly. Lineage: Eukaryota; Ciliophora; Heterotrichea; Heterotrichida; Blepharismidae.